AUUAGCAACAAUGGCAUCUAUGCUAUUGUAAAACUUAUCCUAAAAUGACUAUUUGAAUCUAAUAUCUUCUUGAAUCAUUUAAUCAUCUUUACCAUUCUCCAAGUUUUCGAGUGAGGGUAGCUACCGUCGCAGACUCUAGUCCGCGGGAUUCCUGUGUUAAGGCAGUUUGUCGGAUGUACUGACCGGAAGUAAUAUUGUAAUAAUUGAGAGCGGAAGUGAGUCAGUGUGUAACGUGAUAGUGGGUGUGUGUAUCAAAAGAGAGAGACGCGAUGUGAGCGAGAGAGAAUUGCAUAAUAUGGUGACUUUGAACGGAAUGAAGAAGCAAUCAAUGCCACUAUAUAACGUGCAAUUAAAAUCCCUAGACGGCAAAUCGAGUGAGAAUAUUGAGGCAGCGGGAAGUAAAAUGUUUGACUUCACGACAAUCAAACGUCCUGCAGUGAAAGAGUUAAAAGAGAAAUUUCCACAUGCACGCGGGAAAACUUUUUACUACCUAGAGUCAGGAGAAUAUCAAAUUGAUCUUAUCCUAAGUGRCGGUGUUUAUAAUAAGAUAAGAGUGCACAAAGGCGGGCCAGACGACCCUAUAAUCGAAGAAACUACAUUUGGGUGGGCGAUUCAUGGCGGAAAGGAAUACGCAGUAGGGUCAAGUUUGUUCACUAAAGACAUAGACCGUUACUACGAGAAACUGUACUCUUUAGAUGUGCUAGGAAUUGAGGAUAGAGGAGAAGAUGACAGUUCAGCAAUACUAACAGAGUUAACAGAGAGCAUUGUUAUCAAUAGCGAGGGCGGAUACGAAGUAAAGGUACCCUGGAUACCAGGAGCAGAGCUGAACAAUACAAAUGAGUAACUACCAGUAGGGACGUCUAGAAAAUGUGGAGAGGAAGCUAAGUCAAGAUAGCAAGCUACAAACUGAGAACAGGAAGAUAGUGACGGAGCAGCUGGAGACAGGCGUGGUUGAGAAAGUGCCAGAGACACCUAGCGGCGACAGAGUGUCUGCAUGCCUCGCAAGCCUGUAUAGUAAGAGAAACUGCUAUCACAACCAAAGUCAGCAGAAUAGUGUUCGAUGGAAGUGCCAAACCACACCCGUUAGCCAAAAGCGGGAACGAGUGCAUGUACACUGGACCACCUCUACAGCCGCUGCUCUGGGACAUUUUAAUCAGAGCUCGCAUGUCGUCACACCGGUUACUAGCGGACCUUGAGAAGACGUUUUUACAGAUAGCUAUCGCAGAGAAAGACAGACUGAGAUGUAUUCAGAUUCCUUUUCAACAUCAACGGAAAAGAGGAACAUCUGCGGUUCACAUGCAGAGUACCGUUUGGACCUGAGGCAAGCCCAUUUAUGUUAGGAGCCAUACUACAGAA
This is a messenger RNA of Exaiptasia diaphana, 1356 nucleotides long. RefSeq lists its product as uncharacterized. The record is from RefSeq and is a predicted model, not a curated record. The transcript has a single exon. The coding region runs from base 296 to 844 and encodes 182 amino acids. NCBI's taxonomy places the organism in Eukaryota, Metazoa, Cnidaria, Anthozoa, Actiniaria, Aiptasiidae.